CACUAAACUCUCCAUUAUAAUCAGCAGCAUCAGCAUCCAACUUCACAUCUCGAGUGAGAAGCUGCAAACAUGACCAUCAACACGCUCAGUCAGGAUGGAGUGCCACGACAACAAAUGCCCUGCUUGACUAAGAUGGAGCGCAUGAUCAUAUCAAUGCAGGAUCCAGAUAUGGGCAUCAAAUUGCGCAACCAGCGUCUUCUUAUUACUGUUAUACCGCACGCAAUGACUGGUCUAGACAUCAUCAAAUGGCUGAUUAAAAAGUAUUCCUGUUCUGAUGAAGAGGCAUUGCACAUUGGGCAGUUUCUUGUGAAAUAUGGUUACAUCUACCCUUUAAAAGAGCCCAGAAACCUUAUUUUGAAAUCUGACGAUUCACCAUAUCGUUUUCAGACACCAUACUAUUGGGCUUCAACACGCUGGCCUGCUUCAGAACUCGAUUAUGCAAUCUACCUGGCCAAGAAGAACAUCCGAAAACAAGGAGAGCUGGUCGAAUAUGAAAAAGAGUGCUAUAAUGCUUUACAUAAACGGAUCAAUCACACCUGGGACUUUGUUGUGAUGCAGGCAAGAGAGCAGCUCAGGGCAUCAAAACAACGUCGGAAAGCAGAUCGUAUAGUGCUGGAGUGUCAAGAGCAAGCCUACUGGCUAGUGAACAGACCUCCUCCGGGGGCGUUGGACAUUCUUGACAACGGACCGCAGAGACGGACUAUGAAUACUAGAGUGCAGCUGCAGAAUCCUUCAUGUUUAAGCAUCAUCUAUAGCUUUCUUUUUAUUUCUGUUUUCUCAUGCGUCCUUAUGCAAGUAAGUAAACGCUUCUUCAUUUCCAACUAUCAUUUCAUAGCAAAGACCAUACAUACUGCAUGUGCGCAUUUUGAAAUGUUUGGAAACCAUAAUGGAUAUGUUUUCCUUAUUAUAUUUUCAGAAAAGAACACAGAAUUCUACAAAAAAGAAAUUGAACACAACAGGAAAAGCCUGGCCAGAAAUCGGCUCAAAUCUUCAAUUUGCCUUGAGAGUUAUGUCAAGUACUGUGAGCAGUACCAGUCUCAUGACCCCAUAAUGCAAGGAUCCCUUCCCAGCAACCCCUGGAUCACAGAUGAUGUCACGUUUUGGAGCAUUAACUCUGACACGGCCGCUGUGCCGACUAAACUACGUGUGGAGCGCUGGAGCUUCAGUUUUGUGGAGCUGCUCGAUGACCCAUUGGGCAGAAAAGAGUUCAUGACGUAUCUGGAAAAAGAAUUUAGCGCGGAGAACCUGUGUUUCUGGCAGGCUUGUGAGGACGUGCGACAUGGAGAGACCUCAAAGAUUCCUGAGAAAGUGGGGGAAGUGUACAAGCAAUUUCUGGCCCCUGGUGCGAGUUGCUGGGUGAAUAUUGACAGUAAGACCAUGGAAAAAACUCUUCAAGGACUCAAGCAGCCUCAUCGGUUUAUUUUGGAUGAUGCCCAGAUGCAUAUUUACUUUCUCAUGAAAAAGGAUUCAUACCCUCGGUAUCUCAAAUCAGAACUCUACAAGAAUUUAUUAGGUCGAGCUGUAGUACCACAGGAGACCAAGAAAAGCGUGUUCCCGUUCACGCGACGCCAACGUCACUCCAGCCCUUCCCCUGCGCUCACAACCCAAACCGCAGAGAAUGAUGGGAAGCCGAAGAACUCCAGCUCCAUCAGAAGCAAUCCUGGAACGGCAUCCCGGCUUUAAUCAUUCAACACGCAACAGCUAAAAUACAUUUGCUAAUGCUGUUUUUUUGUGCUGUUUCACCUCACCACAGUUGUACACACUGCUGUAUGAAACAGUACAAUUUAGGUACAAUUUACAGGUUAUGGUUUAAAGAGAAUGCAUGAUGUACAGUAGUGGCCAAAGGUAAUGUAUGAAAAAGUAAUGAAAGGGGAGGAAUAUUUGAAUCCCUCAGGUUCGAUUAAACUAUCAAAGCUGAGCUUCAAUUUACACUCCAAACACAACAACGUGCAUACACAUUUUUUUUUUUGUAGCUUUAAUAUUUGAAUAAAGAGCAAAGAUGUCAAUUAUUGUCCAAAGUUGGACAUCACCUUUGGCCACUACUGUAUUCCUCUGUUCAUAUCACACAGCAAUACAGCUUCAUCAUGAAUCAUUAUAAUCAUAGAUGACAUUGAGCAAUAACUCUUCAAAAGGCUUUUUAAAAUAAUUAUAAUUUUAUUUUUAAAUGUUCCAGGUAUGUUUAUCAGUAUGUUAUUAGCAUUUCAAGUGUUUCUGUUUGAUCAUUUUGAUUAGGUUGUUUUCUGUUGUUAUAAUGCACUUAAUCCUAACACUUAUCUCAACAGUUAAAUGAAAAAGCAUCGAGUGGUUUAAAUAUUACUAGUUUUAAAGACAGUUAUUCAAAGCAACUUCAUAGAAAGCGCUAAUUCCUAUUAAAAAAAAUGUAUUUUUUACAACGGUCAAACGUGAACAUCGUGCACAUGCCGAUACAUUAACAAUUGGUUAAUAUGCAAAAUCGUUUAAAACAAAACUCUUGAUUGUUGACUCAAAAUCUAUGCGAUUUUAUGUGAAAGUAAUUUUUAUUUUUGUGUGGCCUAUCCUUUUAAGACCCUUAAAGACAUUUUUCUCUACUAAUGCUAUAGAAGACUUUGGUCUUUCUGCCAGUAAAGGAAGUGAAGCACAAUGGCAAUGAAAGUCUCCACAUCAUCAUUUCCUCUCUG
Messenger RNA from Triplophysa rosa, 2657 nucleotides. It is a transcript of the gene rgs11, whose product is annotated as regulator of G protein signaling 11. NCBI's taxonomy places the organism in Eukaryota, Metazoa, Chordata, Actinopteri, Cypriniformes, Nemacheilidae. Gene Ontology annotation, biological process: intracellular signal transduction; G protein-coupled receptor signaling pathway; regulation of G protein-coupled receptor signaling pathway. The record is from RefSeq and is a predicted model, not a curated record. The transcript is spliced from 17 exons. The coding region runs from base 70 to 1683 and encodes 537 amino acids.